GUUUGGAUUUGAUAUCCUGCUUUAUCACUACACAAAGGAGUCUCAAAGCGGCUAACAUUCUCCUUUCCCUUCCUCCCCCACAACAAACAUUCUGUGAGGUGAGUGGGGCUGAGAGACUUCAAAGAAGUGUGACUAGCCCAAGGUCACCCAGCAGUUGCAUGUGGAGGAGCGGAGACGCGAACCCCGUUCACCAAAUUACGAGUCUACAUCUCUUAACCACUACACCACACUGGCUGUCUAUGAUGUCAUUGUUGGGUGCCUACCUGCUUCCAAAAGGCUCUGCUUGUAUAUUUACAAAUGGAGCAAAUAUUACAAAUACAGUGGUACCUCAGGUUAAGUGCUUAAUUCGUUCCAGAGGUCCGUUCUUAACCUGAAACUGUACUUAACCUGAAGCACCACUUUAGUUAAUGGGGCCUCCUGCUGCUGCCGCGCCACCAAAGCACGAUUUCUGUUCUCAUCUUGAAGCAAAGUUCUUAACCUGAGGUACUAUUUCUGGGUUAGCGGAGUCUGUAACCUGAAGCGUAUGUAACCCGAGGUACCACUGUAUGUCACAUGCAUCUCCCAUCAAAUUAAGUCCAGUGUCAAGGUGCUGUUAACAGCUGCGGCCGAUUCCCAGGAAGGCAGUAAGAUAGGGGAACAACAAGCUUUUCCAGUUCUGUUUAUUAAUACAAUUUACAGAGGCAAAUUCAAGAUGCACCAUAAUGCCUAACGUUGCCCUGAGUGAAGCUCCACCCCCCUUCUCCAUUACUUCCCUAUUCAUCUGACUCCUCUUCCUGCCUCCAAUGGUGGCUGGUACGUGACAGUUGCCUCUAAGCUCUCUGUUCGGCUAUUCUCAGUGAACGCCUGGUUUGGGGGGAGGGUACGGGUUCUGGGAUACUCUCCAGUGACGGCGUCUCAUUCAACUGCUGCUCAAGGUCUGCCUGCUGAAUGCUAUCCACUUCCUUCUACUCCUCUCCCAUUAUUUCCCAACUUUUCCCCUCAUCUCCCUCUGAAGUAUGCCCUGUGCCAAACCACUCCUGGAUGUCUAUGCUUUCUCCUCACUAGGCGAUGCCUAAGGUGAUGGUCUCCACCAUUCUUCCUCAUCUACCCAGUCCUGGACACCCAGCAGUGCUAACUCACCUCUCAGGGAUGUGUAUCACAAUACAGAAAUACAUGCUAUUCCCAAAGGGGGUUCAGGGAUGUGCACAGAGAAUCGAGGGGUGGAGGGGUGGGAAUCCCUCCUUCUCUUCAUGGGAGCCUCCACUACGUUGAAGAGCCUUCUGUGAGCACUGAGAGACGACUGUAUGCAACCCGUAACCAGGAAAUGCCCUUAGAAGCUGUCCCUUGCCAAUUGCAAUGGUCAAUGUCCACUCUUCUGUAACAGCUGCUAGUCAUUUAGCACACCAAUAUGGUUCUGAUACAGUAUGCUUGAAACAGCUGAACCAACUGGGACCAAUUUAGAAGAAAGAAGCAUGUUUAGAGAAAAAGGAAAUGACCUAUGACAUUUUCGCCGUAAUACAUUUUAUUUAAUGAUUUCCCACAAGUCCGUUUUUAAUGUGUGUUUUUUAAUGAAUUUGAGUCCUGUUCAUUAUCAUACAGUGAAUCUGUUGUUCUUGUUUAUUUGAGACUGAUCAGGCUUCCUCUUAACUUUCUAAACCAGCUGUGGGGAACCUGUGGCCCAUUGGGUACUCCCUGGUGUGGCCAAGGAGGCAUCAGCUUAUUAUUGGCACUUUCAAAGCACACUGCCUUUCCCCACUAAUAUUUGAUUUCAGACUGUACAAGCAAAGGAAAACGAAUCACCUGAUAUCAUUGUGCCAUGAGAGGAUUGACAGGUGAGCAUCCCAGUCCACAUGUCAAAGUUGGCCAUCAGGAAGUAGGGGAGAUAAGGAUCUGUCCUGCCAACCAGAUCCAAUUCCCCACUCCUGUUCUAAACACUGUGCACCCCUUUUGUUCAAAGCCUCAACAUAAUAAAAUGUUUGUUAUUUUUAAUUCAAUCCAUUAGCUAUAACCAAAACCUUUUUCUGUAGCAAGCCAUGAUGGACGAAACAGACAUGUAGUUCAUUUGUCUUGGAGAACAAGCAAAUGAAAAAUGUGUGCAUCUACAGUAAGGAGGUGAGGCAGGAAAAUGUUAAGUCCUGGGCCAUAGUAAAGAACUGAUAUUAAUCUUUCAGGAGAAUCAGCAAUAUUCUUUGAUGUUAGUCUAGUAAAGUGGAGCAAAUAGGUUUUAAUUCCUUAGGACAGGAUUUCCCAACAGAGUAUUGGAAAGUAGCCCAAAGCAAACAUGAAAAUCCUAUACAACUUCCAGAAGCUUGGACUUUGGUAAAAGUUAAGAAAAUAUUAUGGAGCCAUUCCCCAACAUGCAUCUAUAUUUGCUACUGUUGUUCUCCCAGGGUAGAGAAGCACUUAAGAAGCAGCUCUCAGUUCUGCAGGGGAAAAGGAAAAGUCACAGCUAUGCAGUGCAAUUACUUAGCAACUAAACAGUAGAAAAUAUUGAGAGCUUGAGAAAUAUGACUUGAGAAAAUAUUCUGCUUCAAGAUGAAGUUACUGAGAUAAGCAUUCUCUUAAGAUUGUAACUGUUUCCCCAAGUUAGAAUACAAUAGGUAAAGGUAAAGGGUCCCCUGACCGUUUUUAUUCUUGAUAUAGCUAUUCUUCAGAAAUGAUGGAGCAUUAACUCCUUUUCGUAUUCACUUGGCUAUACAGUCAAACCUUCGUUGUCAAAUGUAAUCCGUUCCAGAAGACCAUUUGACUUCCGAAACGUUCAGCAACCAAGGCGUGGCUUCCGAUUGGCUGCUUCUUGCACUCAAGCGGAAGCCGCAUCAGACGUUUGACUUCCGAAAAACAUUCAAAAACCAGAGCAUUUACUUCCGGGUUUUCGGCAUUCAAUAGCCGAAACAUUCAAAAAUGGAGCCAUUUGAGAACCGAGGUUUGACUGUACAAAUAAAUAACAUAUAAUAGCACAUCAAAUACAAAGUUCUAUUCUGUUCAGUGCAGUUACUUGAUUAUUUAUGGAAUAAAUCCUGGGGAAUUGUUUGUGCCCAAUGUUCCCGGUAGAACAUCAUCUGUGCAAGCCUUGAUCAUUUCUUGAUCAGCUCCCAUCCUUUUCAAUCGAAUUUCAAGCCUUGGACAAGAAAACUUUCUUGUGGAUUGUGCCCAUUCUUUCACUUCACCAGGUAACACUUUAAAGCUGGUAGAAAACUCCCUCGCCAGCAGCCCCUGACACUGGCUGAUUCAAUGUUUGAUCUAGCUAGAGAAUUUCUUCCAACAAAAGGUCAUCCACCACAUGUUAAAAGCAUCCGGAGUUGAAGGUAUCCCUCUCGCUUUAAACGUUAUCAUGCCGACCGAUCACAAACAACAGAUAGAGAAGAAGGGAACUUUCAUGAUUUACAUCACCCACGAAGGCCAAUGCAUGAAAAGAACAACAGAACUGUAAUUUACUGUGGACCAGAUGAAGAAAUUUCAUCCUUAGAAAGAGCAAUCUUCCAUUUCUCUGCUCUGAGCAAAACUCUCAUUACUGCUGUGUGGAGAACCUUUAGAAGCCUAAUCCCUACAAUUAGGAGAAUUUUGUUGACAGGAGCAUGUUAGGAAGAUGAGACAAACUCCCUACCUUUGCCAAACUAAAACUGUUAGGUGGAUUUGUGGCUGGUUGACUGACUGAACCCAAUGAGUGCUCAAUAUGGUUCCUCAUCAUGCUGGGAAAAAGUGACAAGUGGGGUGUCACCUUUGGUUCUGCCUUUGUUGUUCAACAUCUUUAUAAACACCUUGGAUAAAGGAAUUUAGGGGACGGUCAUGAAAUUUGUGGUCAUGAAAGAUGAAAUUUGUGGUCAUGAAAGAUGAAAUUUGUGGUCAUGAAAGAUGAAAUUUGCAGUCAUGAAAGAUGACACCAAACUGGGAGGGGUAUCUAGGCAGAAUUGGGAUUCAAGAUGACCUUAUCAGAUUGGAGAACUGGGCCCCAACAAACAAACUGAAUUUCAAUAGAGGCAAAUGUAAGGUUCCGCACUUAGGUAGGGAUAAUCAGCUGCACAAAUACAUGUUUGUGGUUUAGCCUAGAUAAGAGGAGACUGAGAGUAGAUAUGUAUCUAAAGGGCUGUCACAUGAAAGCAGCAACAGAGCGUGCUCUAACAGUGCCUGGGGCAUUCUCCCAAGCCUUUGGCUAAUUAAACAAUCAAUGGCCUUUCAAACCGUGGAGCAGUUAUUGGUUUUGUUUGUUAUUUUUGUAUGCAUUUUUGUGUUUUUAUACUGUAAACUGCCCUGUGAUCUUCAGAUGAAGGGCAGUAUAAAUAAUAAUAAUUAAUAAUAAUAAUAAUAAUAAUAAUAAUUCCAGCUUGCUUCUAACUAAUAUGCCUUACAUUCAGUUGGUAGGAAGGUUUGGUCUUGCAGAAGAAGCAGGGUACCAUAGCAUAGUCUUCAGCUGCCCAGUAAUCAUUGAAUUUUUGUACUCAGACAGUUCCUAGCUUCCUCCCCACCCCCCACCCCGGUCCUGCUUCUGCACCUUUAAUAGGAGCCAGACAGAAGGAAAUGUGAGCAGGUAACAUUUUUCCUGACAUGGAAAGCUACACUUGCUCCCUGUCUGUGUGCCAGGCUACCUAUGAAGGCGCAGGAGCAGAGCAUGGAGAACGUGGCAACCUGAACUACCCGAUGCCUGUGCAUUGAUUAAUUAGUAACUUGCUCUUCCUCCAAGGAGUUCAGAAUGUUGCUUUAGCUUCUCAACAACGCAAUGGAGAGAUUGUGAUUUCCCAAAGCCCAACGGUGUGCAGCACAGGUUUCAACCUGGGUCUCCCACACCUACUAAGACUACUGUCUAGCUGCCUGGUCAUCAACUGGCUUAAUUCAAAGACCACUUUGCCAUGAUAAGAGGAAAUGGCUGACCAAAUUCUCGUGCAUCACCACCCCAAAAUGACCUGUUGCCAAUUCCCAUUGUCAUGGAUGCUGGUCAUCCACCCACCUCUAGUAAUAUUUGAAGUGUGGGUAGACCAUCAGUGGGCCAGAUCGUGGUACAUUCAGGAGGCUGGAUUUGUGCCAACCUCUAUUACUCCCACUUCACUGGCUCUCCUGAUUUAGUCUCCUCACCAAGAGUCUAGGUUUCCAGAUGACCUGUUUAUUGACCUCCCAUUCUGAUUUCUUUGGACAAAGUUUGUGGAGAGGUGAGACGGCACUGGCUAUUUAAUCAGCAUCCAUUUUUAAUUGUGUGCAGAGAUGUUAGAUGACAUUGCAUCUAGCAAAUGUUAGGCCACACUCCCCAGUGCAUUUUCCCAUCACUUUUCCUAUCGCAAAAAGUCAGAUUUAAUUGCACAACCUGGAUUUGCCAGUAUGAGGUUGAAUUUCACCCAAAAACAACAGCACUCUGGAAGCACCCCGAAUAUCAGUCUUGCACCGUUGGAGAAGAGUUAUUCUAAAGCUAAACAGACCUCUAGAUGGCUUUAAAUUAAACAGACGUGCAAAGGCAACAGUUGGGAUUUGGGCAGGAUUAGCAGGGUUGUAAAUAUAUAAGGCAUAUAUGUAAUUUAUUUCUCAUGGAAAGACUAGAGGUAGUGAGUAGCAAUAUGGAAAUCCAUUGCACCAAAUGUUUUAACAGUAUUUUGCACAACAUUUCUUAGUCAUGAAAAGUCUUCUUGCUUUUAUUCAGAGGUAAUUUCAGACUUAUCAUAUAUCCAGGAAAAGAGAGAAAGAAGAAAUGCCUAAUAUGCCCACCCCAUUUCUGUCCUUGUGGUUUCUUAGAAUCUGUUCCCUUACAGUUACACACUAUUUAUCUAGUUUAUUUCCCAGAAGCUGUUGAACUGCUCUGCAGUCACAGCCAACAUUAAUUAAAUUUUGCAAGUACAGAAUAUUACAUGUCCACCUUUGACUAUUCCCAGGCUCCCCAAUGCAAAAAAAAAAAAAACCCAGCAGAAAAUACUAUCUCUAAUCAAGCCCCACACAACUCAGCUCUUAAUUUGUUAACCCUUCCAUUUCAAUAGUAGGCUUGAUGCCAACUUAAUGGGCCAAUCCACAGAAGUAGUAAAUGAUAGUAUUAAAGAGGAACAACACAGCACUAUAUCGUCACAAAGCUGUCACUCAGUGGUGGCUUGUGAGAGGCGUGGGGGGCAGUGGCAUCCUCCCAGUAGUGGCAGCACUGUGCUCAUUGGGGUGCACUGGGCCAGACAGUGGCAAGAUCAAGUGGCAAGCAAGCUCUGGGCUAGUCUCCAGGGCUUGAUGCAGGGGCUUUUAGAUGCAGAAAACUGCACCUGGUGACCUUUCGUUUGCCAGUCAUUUUACCUUAGUACCAUUAUUGCAACUGAGCUUUUAGAUGAGUCAAAUUAAUGUCCUGGAUCCUUACAGCCUUACUGGUAAGAGGGUCAACCAUAGAGAAAUCAAUGGCAAAAUUAUGUAUAAAGUCAAGGCAGGAAGGCCAUUUCUCAGCACCCUUCGCCUUAGUCAACCCCAUCUGUGGUUCAUUCCUAAACACAAAAUAAAGAUUAGCAGAUCAUAAUAGGGAGCACAAGUCAAUAGUGCUAUUGUAUUGUGGGCUUCCCAUUGUGAAAACAGAAUGCUAAGACUGGAUGGGCCUUUCGUCUGAUUCAGCAGUGGUCUUCUUGUGUUUCUUUUAUUAUGUUCAUUCUGGAUACCAUAAGUCAGUUGCAUGCUUUGGUGGAAUGGAAAUCAAUCUAUUCCAGCCUCACUUACUGAGAGUUACAUAGGGCGUCAGAAGCUACCACACACAGAGUCAUUGGUCCAUCAAGCUCAGUAUUAUCUACACAGACUGGCAGAAGCUCUCCGAGGUCUUCCCCAGCUCUACCUGGAAAUGCUGAGGAGUGAAGCAUUCAACCAUUAAGUGGUGUCGCACCCCUAAGUUAUAGGCCCCAUGAAGGAGAACCUAAGUAUUCUAGUAAUCCUUAAUAUCUAUAUUAGAGAUAAGCAACUAGAAGCAGAUGAGUCUGAUCUGAAUUCCCCCUCCCACAAACCCCUCCCUGCUAAAAAUUGGUUGCCGACCAGGUAUAAUUUUCAAAUAGAGGAACAGGGGCCCUUUGACAUGUAUAUCAGCAUUGCAUGAAAAGUGGAGAAAGUUUUAAUGGAGACAGAUAACGCUUGAACCAACCAAUAACACUGCCUGACAAAUUCCAGAUGGCGAAAAGUAACAACAAACCUCUCCUCCAGAACAGCUGCCUCCAUCUGUCUGCUUCACAUUCUGUAUCUAUCCAGGGAUGAUGGAUGUUGGCUGUUCUAAAGUUAAAACAUUUCUUGAGUGGCCAUCUAUGAUGAUCCCGAGUUUCCUUGACAAAGACAUUCCUAUUUGACUAUGCCCAGACUUCUUUCUGAGAGAUCCUGACAACAGGCAAGAUUAGUCACUCCUAACUGUUAUGCAUAUUGUCUGUUGGGUGCCUAGAAAGCAUCACAGAGUUCUCCCCUAAUUCCCAUUUUUGUUUAUGCUAUUAAUGGCUGCCUAUUCACCUUUACACAUCCUUAAGUAUCCUGAAUGCACUUCGGGAAUUUUGCAAUUCCUCAGCAGGCUGACCUUGGAGAGGUGAAAAUUAAAUGUUCCCCCUGCAAUUUUUAAAUCUAAAUUAGCAUGGGGAUGGUACUCUAAUAUUUGAAAGAGUUUCCUGGACUGGCUUCUCACCAUUCACAGUUAUGUGAUCUGCUUGCUAAGUUGGGCAUGUAAAGUUCUCAUCUAAGAAAGCAUACAGCCAAGCAACUAUGCAGUCACUUUCAGAAAAUGGAGUGCCCCCUCCAAAAAAAGUCACAAUUAAAAAAAAAACUUUAAAAUAAACAACUUAUAUCAAAUAAAGCAAUAUCAAUAAUCCAUCAGAAUAUAAUAGUACACAAUACAAAUAAAUAUCAACAAAUAAUCAUUAAACAGACAUUCACUCUUAUUAAUUACCAGCAAAGAAAUCAAUAAAAAUAAUGGCAAGUCAUAAUGCAUAAAAUUUCACAUUGCAUACAAAGUCAUGUAAAAGGAUCAAAGAGAGAACCAAAGACACACAAGUUAUAAAAUUAUUUAAAAUAUAUAUCUGUGAACUCUUUCUUCCCAGCUGCUUGUGUUGUUCCUAAAGUCAUGGUCUGGGAAACGCUCCUAGGUAGGGCUAGAGGGUGAGGCAAGGCAAAUGGAAAAAGCCUGGCGGCCAACACAAAGUCUUUCUCCCCUCCACCUGCUCUGGCUCCCCCUACUGCUGGCCCACUAAUGCCAAUGAGCACUAGCCCUCACUGAAAACAUUUCAAUGUCUGCCCCAUCAUUGUUCAGUAGUAUUUUCUGGGCCUGCCAUGAUAGCUAUGGGUAAGGAGGAAUAAGUAAGACGUGAGAGCUGGACCAUAAAGAAGGCUGAUCGCCGAAGAAUUGAUGCUUUUGAAUUAUGGUGCUGGAGGAGACUCUUGAGAGUCCCAUGGACUGCAAGAAGAUCAAACGCAUCCAUUCUUAAGGAAAUCAGCCCUGAGUGCUCACUGGAAGGACAGAUCGUGAAGCUGAGGCUCCAAUACUUUGGCCACCUCAUGAGAAGAGAAGACUCCCUGGAAAAGACCCUGAUGUUGGGAAAGAUGGAGGGCACAAGGAGAAGGGGACGACAGAGGACGAGAUGGUCGGAUAGUGUUCUCCAAGCUACCAGCAUGAGCCUGGCGUGCUCUUCUCCAUGGGGUCCCAAAGAGUCGGACACGACUAAAUGACUAAACAACAACAAGGAGAAAUCAGAGUUGGAUUCCAGAGAAUAAGCCUGAGAAAUAGCUGCCACAUCCAAGACCAACAGCAGGGCCUCAAAUCACCUACUUAAACCUGGGUAGGUAAUGAUAUAAAUUAACAAAACAGGGCUCUUUCAUGGCCUUGCAGCUGGAAUAAGUACACUUUAAAAUUAUCUAUAAGCCACCUUGAGCCCGUCAGGGGAAAAGCUGGGGAAUCAUUGUCAUUCUCCUUUAACAAGGAUCCAUUGGAAGGGAAGGCAAGAUUAUGGAUAUACAGUGGUACCUCGGGUUAAGAACUUAAUUCAUUUUGGAGGUCCGUUUUUAACCUGAAACUGUUCUUAACCUGAAAUACCACUUUAGCUAAUGGGGCCUCCCACUGCCACUGUGCGAUUUCUGUUCUCAUCCUGAAGCAAAGUUCUUAACCCGAGGUACUAUUUCUGGGUUAGCGGAGUUUGUAACCUGAAGCGUCUGUAACCUGAGGUACCACUGUAGAGAUAGACUUGCUGAUAGCUGGUCAACCAAGAGACCGAAUAGCUGGUAUUGAGACAAUUUACACAAGGCUCAGCUUUUCAGUUAAAGUAAGACAACUGCCUUUCAUGGCUUGCAAUUCUGAUGUGAUAAAACCACUGUUAGCACUCAUUUGCAUCAAAAGAAUGAGGAUCUGGAGGGCAAAGGCACAAUCUAGUUUGUGUUAUGGCACCUCUCAGGAACUCCCACCCCAUGCCCUGCAGGUGUCUCUCUGCUUCUGCAAACUUCAGUGGAGCUUAGCGUGUUUAAGCCAUUAGCAAAGGCAUUGGGCACAAAGACAAAGGUGCAGCACAUGCAAUUAUUUGUUGCUCCCUUGUCCUCCACUGCAAACAGCCCCUGCUGUGUGCCUUACCUCAUGCCUGUCUGUUACCCAUCCAAGUCUGCAGCUGUGAAGGGGAGUAGAGGCAAGAGCCACCGUGCAGCUGACUCAGGGAAUGAGGAAACACCAGCCAGGCUGUUUCCCGACACAUUCACCCCAAUUAUCUGUUGCAUGAGUGAUGAGCAGGCACAAGGCGGACCCAAGAUAUUUUGCUGCCUGAGUUGAAAGGACAAGCUAGCUAGCUAUAUAUAUAUAUAAUGUAUGCUGCAAAUUCAUUUUUAAAAGACAUCAAAGCCAUUGACAACAAGUAUGAGGCAAUAAGAAGCACACACAAAAUAAACGAUGAAAGCAAAUGCUUAAAAUUUAGUACAGAAGGUUCCUGCUGAAUCUCUAUUGGAUGAGCAGUGGGCCAAUGAUAUUGAAGGCUCAGUUUCAUGUUGAUGUCAAAUGAGCCUCAUCAACUUGAGGAACAUGGCAAAUACACAGGCCCAUAAAGAAGCUGACAGGACUGGUAGUUACUUCAACUCUUUCUUCAACACUGGUAACAGGUUAAUGUCCUCCACUACUCCUGAGGCAGCUGGCUACAUGGGACAGCACCUCUGUUCUUCUGCGAAGGGGAAUAGCCAAGGGGCCCAGGAGGAGCUAACGGGGAGCUACUGACCGCCCCCCCCCCCCAGUAUUUGCCACCUGAGGUGGUUGCCUCACUCUGUCUGACGACAUGGCUGGCCUUGAGCAGCCUUGUUAAGUUAAAGAAAACACAAUACAGUGGUACCUCGGGUUACAGACGCUUCAGGUUACAGAUGCUUCAGGUUACAGACUCCGCUAACCCAGAAAUAGUACCUCGGGUUAAGGACUUUGCUUCAGGAUGAGAACAGAAAUCGCACAGUGGCAGGGCGGCGGCAGUGGGAGGCCCCAUUAACUAAAGUGGUACCUCAGGUUAAGAACAGUUUCAGGUUAAGAACAGACCUCCAGAACAAAUUAAGUUCUUAACCCGAGGUACCACUGUAGACAAAGCAAGACUGCCGCUCUUAAACUCCCCAGUCUAUAGAUUUGUAUGUACAGACCUACAUCCCAGUAUAUAGCUCAAAGGAUACAGUGUGCAAUUUGUUUGUUUGUUUGUUUGAUAGCAUUGAUAUCUCAGCACAAGGUCACUCCCUCCCCCAAGUUAGCAGGCCUUGGAAUUCUAUCUAAAAAAGGAGAUCCCACAAACUUGAAGUCUGCUCACCCCCAGUUUAGAGCUACUUUGUGAGAUAAUGAGACAAAUCGCUACCAGUCCUUGGAUACAGAACGAGCCACUUCAAUGGAAUUAUAUGUCACCACGCGUUUCCCACCUAAUAUUUGAUGGAAAGGUGGCUUCCAUAAAAAAAAGUCAAUAUUCUAUGUACCUUGGCAGCUCGGAAGUUACAAGUGGCUGAUGAUGCAUUAUAGGCUGCGUUUCAGAAAUGGUCUCCGACUACUUGAAAAAAACACCAAGAACCCCAUGCUGAAGGGAAAUCUGUCCGACUUCUAUAUCUGAAUAUCUUCCUGCAGCUCAACGGGAAAUGAUGACAUCUACAAUUUGUUUGAUUAGUCCUUUUGAUCAUUUAUUUAUGGCAAGUCCUGAGCUUGAUCACUCUGCAUUAUUGUCUUUGCCAUGUUUGUGAGGCUGCUACAACUGUACUGAAAUUUUGUGGAUUUCACCAUCCUCAAUUUGAAAGUUCUUAAGACUUAAGGCUGCUAUUUUGGCAGCUUGUGAUAGCUCCUGCAGGCACCAGACACAGCAGACCUGACUCCAAGCAAGAGACAUCCAGGAAAAUGUCUGCUGUGCUACAGAAUUAGGUCAAAUUAAUUGUAAACUGAGUUCAGGUGUAUUUGGGCAAGAUGACUAUCAAAUGAUAAGGAUUUUGUGUUUAAUGUUACCAUUUAAGAAGCUACUGGCUGCAUUUUUUAAUCAGAGCUUCAGGUGGCUGGACACUACUGGCCAAUCAUAUUUCUUCAUGACUGCAGAAGUGAGUUUGUUGAACAGAUCUCAUAAGCUCCCAUGUACCCUCAAAAUCAGCUCUGUGGGGGAGGGGGGCUGGGCACCCUAUGGAGCAUAGUUUAGGGGCAUGGAGAGAGGAGGCAACAUGGAAGUCCCAUUGUGCAUGUGGAAUGCUACUCACACACUGUAGGAUGCAGUCCUUAAAGUUGUUUAAUUUGUAUCAACCAUUCUUUUUAUUUAUUUCUGUUUUAAACUCCUACUCAAGGUCCAAGCCAACCAGGAAGAAGAAUCAUGUUCCACAUCUCUGUGGCACUCUAUCUAUAAAGAUGACAAAGGCCAGGUUGCAUGUUUUUGCAUAUGACUGACUGAAACUGUCUUUUAUAACUUUUUGAUUCAUAAAAAUGUCCCACCUAGCAGCUACAAUGGCUUGAGACAUAAUGUCAAACAAUGCUGUCUGAAUUGGCAAGCUGUGAUCGACUUUAAAUUUCAAACCAUAGUUUGCAAGCACACAUCAAAUCCUGUUUCCGAAAAGCACAAAUCAUAGUUGCCAGUUCGUAUGACACAGUAAACUAUGGUUAGCAUAAGCUGGGAAAGGAGAAUAGAACGCACAUGUUAAGUUGUGGGUAAACAUAUCAGACAACACAGUGAUUCUUCAAACAGCUCUUGUUUAUUCACAGGCCAGAACAGAACUGAACUGAAGGGUUCAGGCAGCCUGCUUAUAUAGAGCUCCACUAGAACGCAACAGUAACCAUUUUCUGUAACUAUCCAAUCACUAAACGUCACUUUCAACCCCUUAUUUGCAUAUGUGGACCUGAGUGAAAACUAUCUACAGUAUCCCCCUGCUGGCCCAGGGUGAGAACUUCAGUGAGAGAAAUGAUAGGAAGCCUGUAAGUUUGCAGGGGUACUACUGUCAGGAGCGUGCCAGAGGUCAAUCACACCAUGCAAGUUGAAAUUAACUCUUUAUUAGCAAAAAUAUGUUUUGCUCAUGAAUUUCAGGCCUAAUGGAACAUAGCAACUCAUCUCCAGUAGGUCUUGCUUCUAUGAAGCAGUUGCUGAGACUGAAGGUCCCUGCCUCCCCACAGCUACCUAAGCCCCCACCUUUCCCGGUCCCCCCCCCCAAAAGCAAUCAGAGACUGCUUCUGCACAUCACCCAUCUCUCCUCAACCUUUUUAUGCUCCUUCUAGUUCUAGGAGACAAAGGGAGAUGGGAGCUUAUUGCAGCAUGAGGGGAGAUCGCCCACAACCAACUCAUCUCUGCCUCUUAGCCUCUCUCCUACUCUCCAGCUUCAGCUUCUCCCUCUGAUUCUGGACUUCUCUCUACCACAGACUCUCCCAGCUCAGUAAGCCCUGUUAUCUCCUCAGCUUCUGAUACCUCCUCUUCUCAGUCUUCUCCCACUUCUUCCUGUGACCUCUCAUUGGUGUCCCAUCACCACUCCUCUUGGUGGUCCCCCAGAUGGUUCCUCCCACGGUUCCUCUGCGUCCAACUAGUCCAUGACAACUACCAAUGGUCAAGUCACAAUUUGGUAUUAAAUCCUACUUGAGUCACUAAAAGUGGGAAGAAUGUGAAAUAAUCCACCAAGAAUGGAAAUAAAACUGUUUACCAACUCCAAUCUAGCAACCCAUGAGAUUUUAUUUUCUAUUUUCACAGGUGAGCCCAUACUACACAUAGAAGAUAAGUAGUCUGUAAACAAGACGAGGCCAAGAGAGUGAUCAAUCAGGAAACAUGUAGGCUGGGUUUACAGUUUAGCCUGUCAAAGAUAAGGAACAGUUGAUUAUAAAAGCAAGUGAGAGAAUAAUUGACUCCCCCAUUAUCUCAAAUGGCAGCAAAUAUGUGGGUCUUGUUGCUUCUUGUAGCUGUUGCCUCUGCUUCUCCAGAAGCUUCAGUUCACAAAUUUCAUGGGUAAGGAUAUUUAAUAUACUUGACUUUCACAUUCUUAAAUUACAAAUGACCUUUUCUGGUACAAAUGAUUUACUUCUGCCUUUUUCCUUAGGGAUAAGGUUUUUCGUGUAACACCUCACAAUGAAGAACAGGUUGAAGUCCUCCAUUACCUGGCCAACAAUAUGCAGGUAAAUUCAGGUGUGGGAGGAUGAAAUUAAAUAUACUUCUCAAUUUCAUUAAAAUGUUUGGAGAGAGGGAGAAUUGUGGAGCACAGAGAGCACAAGUUGCAAGGAAGCCGGUUUUCUUUUCCAGAAAGCUUGAGCAAUGAAGCAAAACAUUGCAACCCCAUACUCACUUAAUUAGGGGUACUUACGACUUAUUAAACACAAUGGGACUUGCAGCUGAAUAAAUACACGUAGGACUGAGCUGUUGGAGUCAUCCUGGGGUGUCCCUGGCAGAAUCUUAAGAUGACAAUGUAGCUUAAAAUACAAGAUUCUGACAUUACAUAAUGUUAGACUAGGUUUUGUAAGGCCCCUUCUAACAUUAUUACUCCCUCUAGUAGCAAGCUCAGAUGUUGAGUGCCAAUAGGAAUACAGCAAAAACAGGGCCACUGAGAACAAGAGGAGAGGUAUCGGUAUGCUCCAAGGAACCCCAAGGUUUGCAGAUGUACAGCAAAUAAGCUUGGUUAUAAAAAUCAACCUGUGUGUAUUCUGAUUAGACUUUCCAAUGCAAAAAACUAUUGAAACAAUGGUACUAAGAGGCUCCGCUAUAAGAGGCUGCUUUCUAAUAGUUUAGACUCCUAUUCAACAUAAUACCCUUUUUUAUUUCCUGCUUGUUGUCGUCUCUUCCUUGAAUGUUCUCUAAACCUCUCGUCCGUUCCAAGUUUGUGUUUUGUGACCUUGAUGUAGAUAUAUUGUGGCAUGAGAAAAAACAACCAAAGAUAGCAGAUCUGUUUUCAAUAUUUGUGUAGAGCUUUGAUGUUGAGAAAUAGCUGCAGAAGAGAGGAGGGAAACACUGUAAUCUGCACCGUGAGAUGUGGCAUUUACAAUGAUAUACAGAUGUAGAGGGACUUUUCAUUGACCAUGGGCCAUUGUCAGGCUCGCUCUCUCGCCUAGUUCUGCUCUUCAUUAUGUCUUAAAUGCUAUGGGAGUUUUGAUAUGCACUUAUUUUAAACCGGGGGUUCAGCCAGGUGUUACGUUGAAUUCUAAGCAUGUUUUACAAAGAAGCUAUCAGUUUUUGCUAAGCAGAAUGGCUUGGCUUUGCAUUUUGAACCCGGGAUCUGGAAAGGAUCAAAACACCCUUUAUUCCUACUUCUACUGCAAGGCAAGACCACCAGCUGCUCCACCCUGCUCCACAUGCAGACACAGCAGCUCAGUGGAGAUCAUGCAUUUUGCAUACCCAAGGUCCCAGCAGAUGCAGUUCUCCAGUUAAAGGAUCAGGUAGCAGGUGUGAGAAAGUGACCUUUGCUUGUGAGCUUGGAAUGCUGUCUACUUAAAUGGAGCCACAGACUGAUUUAGUCUAAGAGAAUUUCAUAUGUGCACAAUCCAAAAUUCAAAUUUACACAUGCAGAAGUACAUAUAUACCUCUGCAUGUGUCCAGAAUGGCAAACAGUGGAGGGCAAAGGACUUUAUGAUUGAGAGAAGGGACAAAAAAUACAACCUAGAGACAUCCCAUAAUCCUCUGACCACUAGUGUGGGCAGCAAGCAAUGGAAUAGCAAUGAACAUUCCCGACUGAAAGAAAAGGAAAUGUGUGGAAAUUAACGUGUUACACAGUGAGAGAAAACUUGUAUAUUUAUGACCUGCUUGCAAUAUAUAGAACCAACCACAGUGUACAAUAAUAAAAUAAAAGAGUUGGAAGGGUCCAAGUCUGUACAGCUUGGAAGGUGGGAGGAUCUCAAGUUUGAAGGUUCCCACACAUCAGAAACUCCCUGUAGAUAGAACGUUUUACUACAGUAUUAUUCUCUCCCACCUCCCAUUUAUUAAAUUGCACAAGUGUAUCCAUUUAUAUAGACAUAUUGAUUCCAUCACAAUGUUUUUUAGCUGAAUGUAAACCUGGCAAUCUGCCCCAAUUCCCUCAGUCACUAUCUCUCAGGCUUCAUAGCAAAAAAAGCAAUAAACUGAGUAAAAUUUCUGAUGCCUCCCUUUCAAGUUUUGAGAUAUCAGGAAUGGAAGAAGAUGUCAACAGUCUAGGAAUUACAGUAUGUUCUCCAAUAUGUAACAUGUUCUCAAACAUGGAUCAUGAAAUUGUCUGAAUGCACACAACAAUAGCAUACACACAGAUGUAUUGAGUAGCUGUGUGUUUGGCCUGUAGCUAAAGUAGGAUUAUAUAACUAUCUCCUCAGCGGUAAUGUUGCAAUCUUAACCCUGCUUACCUGGGAGUAAGUCCCAUUGAAUUCAGCAUAACUUACUUCUCAGUAGACAUGGUUAGGAUUUUGCUGCAAAUCCCUGAGUACAAUGGGGAAAUGGUAUAAAAAAAGGUAAAGGACCCCUGGACAGUUAAGUCCAGUCAAAGGUGACUAUGGGGUUGCAGCGCUCAUCUCGCUUUCAGGCUGAGGGAGCCAGCAUUUGUCCACUGGCAGCUUUCCAGGUCAUGCGGCCAGCAUGACUAAACCACUUCUGGUGCAACACAACACCGUGACGGAAGCCAGAGUGCACGGAAACGCCAUUUACCUUCCUGACACAGUGGUACCUAUUUGUCUACUUGCACUGGCAUGCUUUCGAACUGCUAGGUUGGCAGAAGCUGGGAGAAUCCCACACCACACUUACUUGGGUAUAAGUGCCAUUAAACUUUGGAUAGAAUUCAGCUCUUGGGCUGUCUACACACUAUACUUUGAAUCACAUUCCCUUAAUUAAUUUUGGGUACUGUAGUUUGUGAAGGGUUGCUGGGAAUUUUAAGUCGGUGGAGGGUAAAUUACAGUGCCAAAAAUACUUUGAGAUAAAGAAUGUGCUUUGAAUGUGCUUGAAAGGUCCAAUGUGUACACAGCCCUUAGUCAUUACUUAUGUCAAAGGUUCUCAAACUGUAAUCUGCAGGCCACUGGUGGUCCAUGGAAAAGUUGCAUAACAAUUAAGAAUAUCUGUACAUGGUACUGGGUUUAUUUUUUUCUGAUGAUGGGAAAUUGGCUUGACAUAAACUUGCUCACAAAAUCAGACAGAACAAUCAUGUUAGAAAGACUACCAUUAUUAAAAAUGUAAGCUGUGCAUGUGCUUUUAUUUGUAGAACAGUAUAUAUAUAUUACUAGAUGGCGCAUCAAGGCAGUCAGCAAUUUUCAGGUGAUCCAUUGGGGUGGGGGGGGGAGCACCAUUAGUCUAUGCUAUAAUGGAAUAUCUCACAAUGAAAUAGACCUCUGAAAUAGAAUCUGAAUUCCUCAACUUUGCUUUCCAAAACCUCUUCUAUUAAUCCUCAAUAUAGAAAAUGUGCCUUGCGCUAUCCUUGUGACUGAGGCUUUCGCUGAAAGUGCAUCAUAAAUAGCACCCAUUUAAGGAAUGGUAUGAUACAAGUGUGUGUGAAGUAAAAAAGAAAAGCUUAAGUAAAUAAAUCAAGGCCACAACAAAAACAGGGAAGGAGGCAAAGUUAUUUUUAAUUGCUAAGCGAAGGCAGUUAUAUAUGAGCUAAGGACAGAAUUCAUAUUUAUCGCAGUAUAUUUAGAUGAUAGCCUUCCUUGUUUAUAGGGUUAUAAUCCCUACGGUAAUAAUAUUUUGUUCACUGCUUAGAUACCAAAGCAAUAGGCACCUUUUAGAUAUGCUUCAUCCCGGAAAAGUCACUACAGAUCCAUUCAACCCAUCCAGAUGAAACGAGGCCACAAAUUCCUAACUUUGAAAGACAAGCAAAUGUCAGCCUUGAGGUCAUAAAUUCACAAGUCAUUUCUUUCUCAUGGGCGACAGUGCUAACUAACGUGCCUCUAAACUUUAUUCCUGAUUGUGAGGCAUAUCUGAAGUCUGGCCAAAUCACACCUGUUCUCCAGCUGCUGAGAGAUUUAAGCUACCAGUCGACAAGGGAGUUGAGGCUUUGCAAAGCUAUUGCGAUAAGGUUUUGGAACAAAUGCAGAGAUCGGCAUUGCAAUGGGAGUCUCACUAGAUAAUAGGGGCUUGAAUAGGCAUAACAUGAGGAUACCUAAAUAGCCAUCUUCUUCUAUAUGGACCUGCCCAUUUAUUAAGAUCUUAUGGCAGGUCUCCCUUCUGUGCCCUGCCAACAUCUGAAUUGUUUUUGGCUACAAGAGGCUCUUCUCUGUAGUGGUACCCAAUCUUUGAAAAUUGCUUCCACGGGGGGACCUACCUUAGAAACGUGGGGAGCUGCCUUUUAUUGGGUCAGACCAUUGGUUCAUCUAGCUGAAUAGUAUCUACCCUAACUGGCAAAAACUCUCCAGAGUUUCAGGCAGGCAAUUGAAACUGGGACCUUUGCCUUGUAAAGUAGAUACUCUUGCACUGAGCUACUGCCUUUUGCACCCUCUCUGUUGGUCUUCCAUCAAUGAGCUGAGACCGUUCACUCUUUCUGCAGUCGUUGGGCCUGCUGAGGUUCCAAAUCUUCCUGGCAUUUUACCUGUGAAUGAUCUGGUGUCUCUUUUAGCUCUGAUUUGUUUUACAUCCAUGCGUGUUUUAUUACAUUCAGUGGCUGGUGUUUGGAGACAGACCUACCUUCUUGACAGCAGCAUUGCUACUGGAAAAGACUAGAGCAUGUUUUCAAGGUCAGGGCUGCAUAGAUGCAGCACUGGGUCCAAUCCAAUGCUUGCACUGGUGUGCCCAUGCAGCCCGACCUUGCUGCCACCUUGCUCCACCCCAGCCUUAUCCUGCAGAGAUACUGGUGUCAGGAAAGUAGCUUUGCCCCACCACAAUAACCACCAUUGAUAAUAUUGCUAUCUAGUGAGUGCAGGAACUCACUUUGGCAGCCCAAAAGAGAAUAUGCAACCACACCCCCAAGGACCAUAAAAAAAUGCAUGCAACCGUGUUGUUGAUCCAUUAUUAUACAUACACGUUGAAGUACAGUGCAUAUAGUAUAUAACUAGUUUAUUAGGGCCAGCAUAAUUGUGAUACUAUGCAUAGUUUCCUAGGAGUAAGCUCCAUGGGACUCAGUUGUGCCUACUUAAGUUUAAUUUGUAAAACACACUAAGCCACCUUUUAAUUAGAAAUUCACUCAGUCAUGCAUAGAAUGAUUACUAUUUAAACUGCUAGGAACCCCCAUUUUCCUCAUUCACUGACUUUCUCUAUGCUAAUUUGUCAAAAUCAAACUUGAAAAGCUCCGUAUCACCUCAUGUACUUGCCUAAGCAAGGAAGAACCAACCACACAACCUCAUCUCUUGCCGGGUUAGGACAAUUUAAUUUAGGACUAUGGACUAGUUUGCUGCCUUAGGAGCAAUUGAUUUUAAUAAGGCAUCAACUGUAAACUAUCACUAAGCCACAUGUAAGAGACUUUGUGUUUACAUUGACCUGGGGGAUAGCUCAGUCGGUAGAGCAUGAGACUCUUAGUUCUCAAGGUUGUUGUGGGUUCAAGCUGUUAGGAUAUUUCCGUUCCACCUUAAAAGGGAGCAGGAUGUUUGUGUCACAGCCUGCGUAUUUCCUGUUCACAGGAUGUUUCUGUUGUGUCUAUGCUUUCGUUUCUUUCUCUGUGCCUGAGACACCGAAGCAGGCAGUCAUGUUUUCUUUGUUCUGACCAACGCUGAAUAAACUUGUAAAUAAUGCUUUCCUGCGUGCAUCUUUUGCUGUGUGAAUUCUGCUGAUAGAGCGCGCAUCAGCUCUGGAAUGUGGUGUAAAGAGUAUGGGUUGCUCGUGCGUAAGUUGCUGCCUCUCCUGGCUUUGUUGCCUUGUUAAACCUUUCAGUCUGGACAGCCCUUCACUUCGUGGCUGCCUCAGUCGCUAGCAGAAUCCGUCAGUGGGCGUUUCUUAAACCUUUUCCAACAUAAAAGUUGUUUGACACCCAGUCUCCUCCUACUCUCUCUGCGCGGAAGUCUUCUGCGCAGGGAGGGCGUGGGUAGCGGAGGACCCGUGCUCUCCCGCUGGUGUCCGGUGAAGAGUCUGGGAGCCCUCUCGCCGAUUCCCCCAUCUGCCCCUCCUUAUUCCUGGUGUUGCGCUGAAUUGCUUCCCCAUCUGCUGAGCUGCCUCUCUCCCUGCUGGGCCCUUCUCCAGCAUCAUUUGAGAGCCUCUAUCUCCGAUGUCAGUUCCCUGACAUGUGGCAAGCUAUUUCUGGAGCUCGUGUCGCUAAUUGCUGAUACUGUAUCUACGGGAGAUCGAUGGAUCGCAACUGAGACGACGUGGAGUCAUGAUGGACUUUGUCUCCCUGGCAGUAUCCCAACACAAGCCCCAUGUUGGGCAAAAGAUUCCUGCAUUGCAGCAGGUUGGACUAUAGAUGAUCCUUGUGGUCCCUUCCAACUCUACAAUUCUAUGAUUCUGUGCAUUUGGUUGUCUGCUUUGAUUCAUAACAACACUGCUAUUAUUGCACGAGGUGACGACAUAACGUUAUGCAGCCAAAUCCAAAUACGCCGACAGAUCUAGGAUGAAACUAUGUGUAUCUUUUGUUUUCAUACACCAUUUGUUUGGUUCUGUUCAGGUUGAUUUCUGGCGCCCAGACUCUGUUGACCAAGUGAAAACAGAAACAACAGUUGACUUCCGAGUUGAAGCAGACAAAUGUUCUGAAGUCGAGAGCCUCCUUCAGCUGAGUGCCCUGGACUACAAGUAUGCUUUUGCUUUUAGCAUUUGCUCCAUUAAUAUCAGUGGAUUAAAAAAUGGACAUCUCUACAUUUAGUGUGACAUGUUUAUUCCCCCCCAUGAGUCUACUCUGAGUAUGUCUAACCAUGUGUCUUAAAGGAAGCCAUGGUAAGAUGGUCUUUAGACUGGAAAUAGAUGAGGUACAGGUUGUUUUGCAUAACAAUAACUAUGUGAAGAAGUGCAUUCUUUUGUCCAGUAGCCCUGAAUCUUCCAACAUUCAGGUUCAUUGGGUGUCUGAUAAAACACCAGAGCAUUCCAUGCACUAAAGAGGUGUUGUGCACCUGUCUUGUGACUAUGAAGCUGGGACCCUCCACUGGUAGAAAGAGGAGGCCAGAAUUUCUGUAGGGUUGAGCUUUUUCAUACUAGCAGGUGAGGACAAAGUAUCUGUCAGACAAAACAGAAGACUCUGAAAAGGAUUUAGUUCCAAGAGGCAAUCCAAGCAGGUAAGGUGUUUGUGGAGAGCAGUCGGUAGCAAGAUAGGUGGAUAAAAAAACAACAAAACCAAAAAGGGAAAGUUUAAACAUGCAAGACGAAGAGCAUUGAACAGAAUCAACAAAGUUGUACUUUGUGCAACAAAGAGCCAAUUCAUGUUAUAUGUAUGUAUGUAUGUAUGUAUGUAUGUAUGUAUGUUUACACCAUCUGUAUACCAUCCAAGGUGCAAGGUCCUUUAGCCACUUAGCAAUAAGAGUGAUGCUAAAUUUGAUUUAGCACGUGUAGGUGCAUGAAUCCUUUUUAAAGCUGCAACGGAGAGCAACGUUGGAGUGGGGACUGGGCUGGCAAUCAAGAUUGGCAAUCGGGGGAACGCUAAACCUUCUCUUCUGUGUUUAAGCACUGGCCAGAUAUGUUGCCAUUUUCUGAUUCCAGUUAGUAACCUGGCAGUAACUUUCUGUACUCCUUAGGGAAGCAGGAGUGCCUAGAUAGCGAAAGAAGAGUUACUCUACUGAAACACUUCCUCCGCUAAUAAUGAAUGUGCCCAGUUUCCUGCACCAAAGAGAUUGUCCCUGACAGACUUCAGUGAAGUGUCCUUGCUACAGCUAGAGGAGACGUGAGCCUUUGAUGUGGAGCCGCAGUGCCCUGACAUCAUGUCAAUGUGUUCAUUAUGAAGGCUGGGAGUGCACUGCAAACUGCCCUCUCUCACUCUUCUCAUCCAGAUCGCAGUGAUCAAGGGCACUGAGCUUGCACAUUUCUUUAGCCUAUACCAUUUUAUUCAGGCUAGGGAGAGAGCAGGGGUCUUUGCUGCCAGUCAACACGCAUACAGACAGUUCUGCAGAAGUGCUGGAAGAUCAGUGGAUCAAAGGCUGGAGACCAUGUCUUUAACAGAUCCUAAAAUAGUUUGAAAGAGAUUAUUUCUUCUACCUGUUGCAACCUCUGGUCAAAUAACCUUUUUCUGAUUUUUUGGAACAAAACAAAUAAAAACUCUUUUUUUUCUGGAGGCAAGCCUGGCUUGAAGAUAAACAAGGCAGCAGCAGUGAUCUCUCUUCCAAACUUCCUCCAACUCUCAUUUCUCCCCAACCUGGGAAGCUGCAUUGCAUGAAGAUAGUGUUUGCAGGAAGAAGGGGAAGAAGUGGUAGUAAACAUAGGGACAGUAAUCACAGGGUUGUUAAGCAGAAAUGGAGACACAGCAGCAGUAGAAAAUGAAAUGUCCCCCAUUUGACUUGGUCCAUAUUGUUGCUUUGUUGCAGAGUUUUGAUUGACAACCUUCAGGCUGUACUUGAUGGGCAGUUUGACAGUCAUAUCCGGGCUACUGGACAUCAGUAUGAAAAAUAUAACAAUUGGGAAACGGUAAAAAAAUGUUCACGUUUGAAUAUCCUCCUCUGCUUCCCAAUGGUAGUUUUGCUAUGAACAUAAGAACAUAAAAGAGAGCAGUGCUGGAUCACACCCAAGGCCAAAAUUGGUUCAACAUCUGGUUUCCCACAAUGGCCAAGGAGAGACCUAUGGGAAGCUCAAAUGUAGAACAUGAGGGCAAUUGCUCUCUCCUACAACUCAGGGAUAGUGUGCAUACUUUGUGUGUAUUCAGUUCCGGGGUCAAUUCCUGGUAUCUCCAGUUGAAAUUAGUGCUUAGCAAACUGACCCCAUCAUAAUAUGUAGUUUGUCUUCUGAGUUACAAAUCCAAGGAUUAUAAACACAGGCAGGGGUGUUCCGUUAUUUCCCUUCGUAUUUUUCAGCAUGUGCAUCACCAAAGUGAAUCUUGGAAACAUGGCAUGCACAAUACGUUGCAUCACAACACCACGCUUCACAGUGCAUCCUCCUCUGAGUGGCCAUGUUUACACAUGCUUUGUUUGCAACAGUAUGGAGUGGAAGCCACAGGCAAAGGCAAUGGCUGUGGAAGUUGGUGACAAAAAAAAGCCUGUUCAUUGCACAACUUGGCAUGUUGGUAACAAUCCUAAGGGAGAAACUAAAGGGUUUGAGUAAAAUCAUCAUGCAUGAGGGUGCAUUGCAAACAGUAUAUUUUAAUUUCCUUUGGAAAUUAAAGCACUACAGGAGGAAAAAAAUGACUGAGCGUCGUUUGAGGAAAGACGGCAGGGUUUGACUGAUCAGCCAUGCCAGAUGUAGGAAAUAUGCCAAUCAUGCAGGUGAAAUAAAUAUAAAUUGAUAUAUAGUCCAUCAUGGUUUGAAUUAUUAAAAUGUCAAAGUUUGAGAAUUACAAACCUACGAGAUUCAACCUCUGUGCCAGCUAAUUUCAAGUUUUGGUGCUAUUGCUAGUUUAAAUGCCGCUUAGCAGCAGAGUUGGAAAAGGUGGCCCUGCGGAAAGCACUAUCAAAUCAACAUUUAUAUUACCGGCCUACAGAUAGUAGUCUGACUCAAUAUUUAGUAGGUGGUUCCUUUUGCUAUUAAAUAUGCUUAUUUACUUUUUUUUUUUAACUCAACAGAUAGAGGCUUGGAUCAAAAAUAUUGCAAAGGAGAACCCAGAUCUUGUCUCCCUGUCACAGAUAGGAACAACCUAUGAGGGACGCUCAAUGCACCUCCUGAAGGUAUUUGCUUUUCAUUUCUUCAUCCAGUCUGCUUGCUCUUCUCUUGACACAUAAGAAACAACAAUAUUUAUUAAGCCCUCGCAUGCUCCAGAUUUGUAUUUUUCAAUCAAUGCUUCAGGAAACCAAAGCAGAUUUUGGUGAAGUUCUUUUAUGGUGACAUUUUUAUCCUUUUUGAUUGAUAGUAAAGGCUUCCUAAACAGCCCAGACCGUAAUAAAAGUCUUUUGACAGUUUGCACAUAUAAAUUUAACCGUGUUCCUGUAAGCAAGGUAAAUGGUAAUCUACCUUUGUAUAAUUGUGUGCUCCAUCUGUUGUUUGUAAACCUAUUUGCUAUAAAGUCAUCUAUAAACUUCAGCCCCUUUUUUCUCUCUCUUUGUUCUUUUUUUUUUUCUGGCAACAGGAGGCAAACAGCUAAUCAGCAUUUCCUUUCUUGAGUCGUUUCCAUCAUACAGCUCAAGCAAACAAAAGAAAUCAGUUUCAAUAUGUUCUUAUUUUGAGUAUCAGGUCGAUGUUUCGGAAUAUCACACCAUUACAGUCCAAGUUUUUUGAUGCUUGAGUAAAUGCAAGGUCCUCCUUCCCUCAGCCCCGCCCCCCACAUGAUGAUCAUAGAGCCAUAGAAUUUGUAGAGCUAGAAGGGUCCACGAUGGUCCAACCAGCAAUGUGAAUCCAUGACCCUGAGAUUAAGUGUCUCCUGCUCUACCAACUCAGCUAUCCCAGCUGACAGCAGACAAUGUGGGAGCAGCCCAGGCUGGACAGUUUUUAUGAAUGGUGACUAUCUUAAGGAGAAAGAUGGCUUCCUUUUCUCAGAACACUUCCCCCAUAUCCAUAACCUACUAUAUAGGUGUGAAUACAGAAGAAAUCUCAGCAUAUGGAGCCUGUCUCAUUUCUGUAAGGCAGACAUCCCUCUUUUACACAACAACUAGAAGGAUAAGGGUGUUCCACCCACUUUUAGUUACCCUAUGCAUUACUAUUUAUAUAAAAGGUGCAGAUAGAUGUAUAAGCCAUGUCACACAGCUAACUGAACUCUAAAAAUAUACAGUUAUCAGCUGGGAUAAAAUAUGGAUCCAGCACACCAGAGGUGAGAAAAUCCAACCAGAGUUAAGUUUCACUUCCAGCAAUGCAACUCCCUGCUCAUCUCAAGUGAGGCCUGAGGCUGCCGUCUGAAUAGAGAACAUGACCUAUUAGUAUUCAAUAUAAAUUACUAAUUCUGCCUUGUUUUGUUUUUAUGUUUACAGUUGGGGAAGCCCGGUGUGAAUAAAAAAGCCAUCUUUAUGGAUUGUGGCUUCCAUGCUAGAGAAUGGAUCUCACCUGCAUUCUGCCAGUGGUUUGUGAGAGAGGUUAGUGGGCAAAAUACUUGUUCACUAAAAUCAGUAACCAAGUCCACUGACACACUUAGAAGCAGGAAUGAUUUGUCACAAAAAUAACUUAUUGGCAGGUCCUUUUUCUAAGUUUCCUAAUGAUUUCUUUCAGGUCUUCAGGUCCCCCUUUUUCCUCUAAAGCUCCAUAAAUAUUAUCAUUUGAUUAUUACUCAUUUUUUAAAUGUAUCCUUCCGUUACUGAUAUUUGUUUGUUUGUUUGAAUAUCAACUCAUAGGGAAAAUAUCCAAUAACAUCCUAAGAUUAUAAAAUCAUAAAAUACAAAACAAAUGACCAAUGCUGAAUCAAAUUUCUUCACCUUAAAAUGCUUGGUGAUAACAAAACCAUGUUAAUACAGGAUGUAAGCACACAGAGCUAAAUCCUCAGAAUCUGCAACAUGAAAAUGGUGUUGCCCCAUUUUCAAAAGGAUAUUAUGCGGCUUUAUGUGCCUGUCUGAGUAUCUAGAGGAAGGUAAUUAUGAUACAAUUAUUACACAAAAGAGAGGUAUGCCCUCUAAAGAAAAAAGUACUAGAACAAAUGGAAUAAUGUAUGAAGACCUCUUAAAAGCAUAUCAUUAGAAUAUAAUGAUCAGCCUGUUACAUAUGAAGCUUAUCUAAUAAUGAAUACACAAUUCUAAAGUAAGGUGUUAUUUUUAAUUGCAACUUCUCCAAGGUCUCGUCAAUUAAUCUCAUUAAAGUUGUUAAGAAGCCUAGGUUACUGUUCUGUUCUGGAUCCUAGUAUUUGAAUCAAUACUCCUUUAGGUGCCUUUUUGCACACCACAGGGUUCCACCAAGCAUGCUUCUGUUUCUUUAGCACUCGGUACCAGAGUUUGCUAUUAGAAAGAGCGAGAUCAGCAGGGGAGACAAUCUCACAUGGUCCCAAGAGGGCCUGGCAGGAUGCUAGAGAGCUCUGUGUCAUAUUAACCCUCUUUUCUCCAGUCUGAAGUUAUUAUAGUCCCUAGCGCCCUUGCUGAAAACACACAAUAUCAACCCUUCCCCACCUUAGUGAUCCUGAGCCAAUUCAAAGUAUCCCUACAAUUAUUUUCUAUUAUGCGUAUGCUUCUGAAAUAGCACAGCUGGCCAGUAACCACUGGCGAAAGAGAGAGCUUUCAGUGUAUUAUGAAGAAGCCUGUGAUUUUUUGCAUCUGUGAGGCUCGACUGUGUUUGUUUUUGACGGAACAAUCCUAAAAUACAACUUCCAGCUGUUUCAAUUCCCACAGAUUUAGCAAAGGUUCCUACAUGUGCACAAAAUGUAAAAACAGAAGUCAUUGCAGAAGCAAGUGCUUUACGAUCCAUAUCAAGUAAGCUGAAAUAGUUGACCUGAGAGUGUUGGCAAGGCACCCAGUGGUGACAGGCCUUCCCCUCAUGUCCGCUCAGAUAUAUGUGCAGAGCCAGGCCUGGAAAUUGAAAGUGACACUCCAGACAUGUCUUUGGGAAUGCUCUCCCCUUAUCUCUCCCAGUUAAUGCAGCAGAGGAUGAAAUGUCACCUCAUUUAGCAGUUCGGGUUACUACAACUAUCAGUCUUACCCUUCAGAGCAGCAAGCUCAUAAUUUAGCUUCAUCAAGAUGGUGUACUCUCCAACAUUUCUCCAAUGAAAAUAGGGACGUCUUAUUUAAUAAUAAUAAUAAUAAUAAUAAUAAUAAUAUGCAUUUAUUAUUUAUACCCUGCCCAUCUGACUGGAUUAAACAUUAAACAUUUUAAAAAACUUCCCUAUACAGGGCUGGGCUGCCUUCAGAUGUCUUCUAAAGGUUGUAGACUUAGUGUCUUCUUGGCUCGGGGGUCACACAACUCCAUCCCCUCCAACACUUAUCUGAUGAAAACAGGGGCACCCUAAGGAAAAGUGGGACAUUCCAGAAUCGAAUCAGAAACCGGGACAGCUUACGGAAAUCCAGGGCUGUCCCUGGAAAAUAGGAGCACUUGGAGGGUCUGAGAUGGCACCUGUUGAAGACCUAUCUAUUCACACACACACACACUAUCUAUUAAGGAACUUAUGGCUUCUCAUCUGGGCCUUCUAGUUUUAAACUGUGCUUUAACCGUGCUUCAGCUUCUUAAAUGAGUUACUAGGGGUGAGGAACAUUCCCUCAUGGACAGCAUAACAGUGGUGGACAGGGCCAGGUACAAAUGUAGGCAUAGAAAUGGCUGUGAAUCCUACCUCUGUAUUGCAAGUUACAUUCCAGCCAUACAAAAGUCUAUUCACAAGAAUGCACACACCACACAUCUUUCCUCCUUUCCAGCAAGCAAGAGGCAUUGUCACAGUUCAAGGACAUGUUCCAGACAGGCAAUGAAAAAUGUAAUUUUUGUGAGGGUUGUGUGGCCUUUAUAGAAUUCAAAGGGCCAAACAGAGGCUUAGCGGGCCACAUUUUGUUCCUGGGCCUGAGAUUACCUACCCCUGUUAUACUGUAAUGUAGCUGAGUCCCGAGUCAUUUGGGUUUGCCCUAAUUUAGUAUCUCUUUGGUCUAUACUUAGGCUGUUCGCACCUAUGGGAAGGAAACUAUCAUGACUCAGAUUCUGGACAACUUGGAUUUCUAUGUGUUGCCUGUCUUGAAUAUUGAUGGCUACGUCUACACUUGGACUAAGGUGAAUAACACACCUGUUUUCUGAAUAUGAAGCUCAACGCUUGUUUAUGAAUAUGUAGUCCUGCAAAACUGACAUUCACAAAUAUACUGCAUUUCAGUCUCGCAUGUGGCGGAAGACGCGUUCUCUAAAUCCCGGCAGUAGUUGCAUUGGUACUGAUCCUAACAGAAACUUUAACGCCAAAUGGUGCAGUAAGUACAUCCUGAGAAGAAAUAUAUUGCCCAAUUCUAACUGACUCAUUCUCCAAGUGCAGGAGUACCAGUUCUAGUUAGGUCCACAGUUCUUGGCACAACCUCUCAAGUUCUAGAGCUUCCAUAAUGUGUGAGGUUUCAGAGGGUGAGGAUAUUACCUAGAGGGCCACAUUCUCUUGUUGAGAGAAGCUGAAUUCCUGAGCAUUUAUUUUCAGUGUGAGAUUAAGGCUGCAAUCCUAUGUCCAUUUACCAAGGAACACAAUGGGACUUGUUUCAAGGAGCACAAUGGGACUUAACAGAUUUAUAGAAACUGCUCGGUGUUUUUAGUCAAUUUUGCUGAGUUCCCUCAGACCUUUAAAAGUCUUGGUUCAUGUCAAGCAUUUUUCAUUUUGAGAUGCGUCAAAAUAACAUUCAGUAGAUUCACAGACUCAUACCCUGACAUAGAUUAAUGUUAAAUAUAGCAUUUCAAAAACAGCACGAGAAACUGACUUAUUUAAUCAGUCUUCAUAGCCCAGUAUGAUCUACCCCGGGGGACUCUGGGAGAGGUCUUUCCUGGCGAUUGCAACUCCAGGCUUUCCCAGUGCAGAUGAUAGGGAUGGAAACUGAGACCUUGUGUGUGCAAAGGCAUGUGCUUAACCCCUAAGCUACAGGCUCUGAGCUGUAAUAUAUAGGUAACAUUAUAAGGCACUGUGGUUGCCAGGGAAUAAUGGUCUUUCCUGUUUUCGUAUACAUAGCAGUUGUGGGGAAAGAGAGAGAAACAGAGGACAGGAUUCAACUAAAUAGUUCCACUAGCAGCAGCCAGCACACAGGUUCCCACUAUCACAACAGAGCUUUCUCAUUCUCUCCCUCAUGCCCCCAGUCAUCAGUGGGAGGUCAGGAGAACCGCAGAACAGGGCAUGAUGGGAAGGUCAACCUGCUGGAACAUUUGUUUUGGCGUGACACUGAAUCCCUCCCAUAGUCCACAGGACAUAGUAAGGUUUUUGGAGCGCCUAUUCUGAAUCUUCCCUGGAGUGGACAACUAUCUAGGACAACACUGUAGAACAGGAGUGGCCCUUCAGAUGCUGUUGAACCACAACUCCCAUCAGCCCCGGCAGGCAUGGCCAGUGAUCAGGCAUGAUGACAGUUGCCGUUUAGCAACAUUUGGAAGGCCACACCUGAUCUAGAACCUUAUCAUGGUUUGCCUCAUUUCAUGCAUCCAUGUUUUCUCCUGCUGCACACAGCUCUUGGGGCUUCAAAGAGGCCAUGUGAUGAGACAUAUUGCGGCAGUGCCCCCGAAUCAGAGAAAGAGACCAAAGCCUUGGCUGAUUUCAUUCGCCAGAACCUCUCGACCAUCAGGGCUUACUUGACCGUUCAUUCCUAUUCCCAACUGCUGCUGUAUCCAUAUUCUUAUUCAUAUGAGGUAGCAAAGAACAACGUGGAGUUGGUAAGUAGAAACAAAAUGGCUGAUAACUACUCUAAAGUUAAAAUGGUUGUGAUGAACAUAUCCCCUUGGUUACCAUUUAGGCUAUGGGUUUUUUUACGAUGCAUGGAUUUCCCUCUUAUUGAUUGCUUUAGUACUUUUAUAUCCUGUCUUUCCUCCAGUAAGGAAAGCAGCACAGGUGGUUUCUCUUUGAUCCUAUUUUGUCUGCGCAACAACCCUGUAAAUGCAGCCUAGGCUAAAACGCAGCAGGAGCAGCCACUAGGAAGAAGCAAUGGGGCACAGCUGGCCUCCCAGCAGCGGUGUUGCAUCCACUUACUGGGGCAGGGCAGCAGUGAAGUCAGCUGGUACAUGCGUUGGGUUGGCUCCACCAGUGUACUUACACUGCCCUGACCCCACCACCACCACCACAGAAAAGGCUUGUUCUCGUGCUGCCCUCCUCUGGACCUCUCCUGGAGGAGCCACAUGAAAAUGGGCCUCAGAUAAUGAUCACAAGGUCUGGGUCGGUUCAUAUGGAGAGAGGCAGCCCUGAGCUUUUAAGGUUUGGUGAGUUAGCUCCAACUGAGGGCUCAUCCACACUUCCACUUGUCCUGUUCCUUUCCCCUGGGAAAACCAGAUCUUUACUGCUGAAUUGCAGCAAUGUCAAUCAGGUUUUCCACAGAUUAAUGUUUUCUCCGAUUCGGCACUAAAGAGCGAGUUUUCCCAGGGGAUGUAGCAGGACAAACAGAAAACCACUUGGACCCAUGCCUAGAAGGCACAGGACAAGCAGAAAACUGCACCAACCCAUGCUUUCUAGGCACUGCACAAGCCCUGAGAGCUAUAAAAUGUGUGGAAAGUAUACAGUGAUCCAGGAAAACAACAGCUUCAUCACCAAUUGUUCCAUCCAAGCUUCCAUCAGUCUUUUAAUAUAAAGGGACACCGUGAGAACUGGCAUUCCUUCUCUGUCUUGGCUGAUGCACAGCAAUAGCAAUUGGCAUCAAUUCCCAACUAAGACAUGCUGAAGACCAGUGGGGUUGUAGCCAGCAAAGUUGUCCUGUCUGCACAAGGACUCCCAUUUGCAUAUUGGAGCAUCCUCUCUUCUCCUUCCCCCACCCAACACAUCUCAAAUCUGUUUUGAGGGUGUACCCAACCCUUCAGAGCAGAUCUGGGGGGUAAUGAGCUGCACGUGGGAAGGGGAGAGGGAUGGAAAGUUUUGUUGCACAACUGGAAGCCCUUAUAUUCAUGGGAUGCCUUAACUGGAUGCAACCCAUUCUUUUGCAACAUUCGAAGUCUAGGAACAUGAUGAGUGAUAUCCAGCGCUGGUUACUCUCAUAGUAGACCAGAUGAUAAAUGUACUUUGUUCUUUGUUGAUGGUCCCCUGUAGUUGUUGGUUUUUUCCUUCAAAAGGGCAACAGCAUUUCCAGAAGAAAAUUACUUCAACACUGUGAAAUAGUUAUGAGUUGAUGUCGCUGGCAGAAAACACAGUAGAUGACAAACAAAAGGGAGGUCUUAAAAAAAAAAAAAAACUCUUGCUCAUCAGCCAGAAGGCCAAAGCCAAAGCAAAAAUCUGGCCCUCUGCAGUGGUAGAAUCCUGACAGAUUUACAAUGUCUCCCAAGUGGAAAUAUCAGAAUUUUGAGGCAGAAACAGAGAGAAUGGACAGAUUAAUGGUUUUGCCCUGGACAUCUGGCACUGCAAGCCUCUCUCUUUUUCCAUUAAAAAGGGAUUUUGUUUUUGUGUGCUAUGCCAGAUUAUGUUUUUCUCAAGACACAAAGUUGUUAUUCUGUAGAACCUAAGUCGUUUCCUCCUCGUUCAGUUUGCCUUUGAUUCUGACAAAUAUGUUUCUAACUUCACACGUUGUUUGGUCUAAAGCAAAAGAGAAACUUAGGUACUGUACUUCUAUCUCAAACAAAAGUGGACCUAAAAAGAUUGAUGAGGGCAUUAUCAGGAUACUGCCAAAGAGAAUUACAAGAAAACUAAAGACAUGGUGUCUUCAAGAAACUAUAUGUAGGGCCCAUAGAUGGUAUCAGUUGAUCAAACAAGUUAAAGUCUUAAAUACCUUGGCCUUAUUUUUCAGCCAACAGAAAUAUGUGAAGGAUAAAGUGUCUCAAAGCGCCAAAAUUCUGACACGCUUUUUACAUACAAAAGGUGGCAAUUACAUACUAUUAGCAUUUGAAGUUUUUAAAGCAAAACCCCUAGCACAGUUAUUAUAUGGGGCUCCGAUUUGGACAGUCGCUCACCUUGGAUCUACAGAAGCUGUUCAAUCUAAGUUCCUAAGGCAAUUUUUUUUCUGUUUCAUCCUGUGUUCCAAAUGCUUCAUUGCACUUGGCUGCUAAUCUCCCCUCUGUUGAAUUACAGACUUGGUGUAGGAUAUUUAAUUAUUGGCUUCGGCUAAAUUUAAACCCCACCGGUCUACUACCCUUAGUAUCACAAGAUUGUCAUGAGAGCAUUUGGACUAAAAUUUUCUGGUUUAUCACCACAACAGUUAUUAACACUGGGCUUCAGUAAAGCAAAUAAUUUAAUUAGACAGCGUCUAUAUGAUAUCAAACAACAGAAUGAAUAAUUCGGCCACAAUAAGGAAAUCUUGUCCAUGGUCUGAUUAUUUUCCGCCUAGUUGUUUUGACACAUUGGCACCCUAGUUGCAAAAUUUAACAAUUCCCAAAUACAGGCGUGCUUUCACUCACACAAGAUUAAGUAUACUGCCUUCAGCUGUACUUGAGGGUCAAUUUCAAAAAAAUUCCACUAGAAAAGCAAUUAUGUCUAUGUGGAGAUGGCAGUAUCAAAUCAGUUGUUCAUGUGCUUUUAGCUUGCACUCUUUAUAAAGAUUUGAGGAGUGAGAUUAUUACCCCUCUACUACUAUCCAUACCAGGUCACUCAACCAUUACUACUCAUAGAAUCAUAGAAUCAUAGAGUUGGAAGAGACCACAAGGGCCAUCGAGUCCAACCCCCUGCCAAGCAGGAAACACCAUCAGAGCACUCCUGACAUAUGGUUGUCAAGCCUCUGCUUAAAGACCUCCAAAGAAGGAGACUCCACCACACUCCUUGGCAGCAAAUUCCACUGUCGAACAGCUCUUACUGUCAGGAAGUUCUUCCUAAUGUUUAGGUGGAAUCUUCUUUCUUGUAGUUUGGAUCCAUUGCUCCGUGUCCGCUUCUCUGGAGCAGCAGAAAACAACCUUUCUCCCUCCUCUAUGUGACAUCCUUUUAUAUAUUUGAACAUGGCUAUCAUAUCACCCCUUAACCUCCUCUUCUCCAGGCUAAACAUGCCCAGCUCCCUUAGCCGUUCCUCAUAAGGCAUCAUUUCCAGGCCUUUGACCAUUUUGGUUGCCCUGCUCUGGACACGUUCCAGUUUGGCAGUGUCCUUCUUGAACUGUGGUGCCCAGAACUGGACACAGUACUCCAGGUGAGGUCUGACCAGAGCAGACCUUUCUUCUAGCAGUCCUUUCUUCUAGCAGAUCAAGAUAAUCAGAUGACAGCAAAAACUGCAAAAGAAAAAAUUAGCAGGGGCAAUAAGAAUAAGAUAUAUUAUUUGAUUACUGGUGUAAACCUCCAGAAUGUAUUUUGUAUAGUUAAGUUUUUACCUCUAUCUUCAGUUCAGUUCAUUUUAUUGCUAUGGCUAGUGGCUGAUGCAAAUAAAGAUUCUUCUGAUUCUGAUUCUUAGGCUGGGAUCCAACAAGCUACUUUUGGCAUAGUCAAGGAAUCAAGCAUGACCAAUGGGGGUUUUUCCUUUCCCCACCUUCCCCUCUCCCUGUGCACACACACACUUUGAAGCUCCAGAUUCCCAUGCCAUAUUACAAACUUUAUUUGAAAGCCCCCUGAGUUUCCAAAGCCGGACAUUCAAUAAACACAAGUCCAAUGUCUCCUUGGGUACAUGGAACCAGUUACACAAUUCUUGGAACUGUAUCCCAGCCAAAGGAAGGCCACAGGCCUCAUUUAUUUCAGGUUGAGGAUUCCUUAAUGUUCUUUUGUACAGUUUCCUGGAUCAUGUUCAAAUGUGACCCAAUAUGUUGCUCCUGGGAUAUCUUGGUCUGUGGCUGUUUAUUCUUUAUAGCCGCCACAAGGAGACCUUUUAAAAGCGUGGCUUCUGUCUUUGCAAAAUUGUUAUUUUUUUAAAAAGGAGAAGAAAUGUAAACACGAACGUUCCUUCUGGUCUGUAUCCAAAAUCAGUGAAUAGUUUGACAGUGUGAUUUGCUCAGCACUUAAGGGAAUCUUUUUUUCUCCUAUUCUUCCAAGAGCUUGAAAAAGUAGCUUCAGUGAGAUUUUGCAAGGUGUAAAUAGACUGGCAUUUAAAUGAUUGUUCGGUUAAAAGCCAGAUGGUUAAAUAAUUAAACACCGUAUUUUUUGCUCUAUAAGAUUCACUUUUUCCCUCCUAAAAAGUAAGGGGAAAUGUGUGUGCGUCUUAUGGAGCGAAUGCAGGCUGCACAGUUAUCACAAAAGCCAGAACAGCAAGAGGGAUUGCUGCUUUCACUGCGCAGCGAUCCCUCUUGCUGUUCUGACUUCUGAGAUUCAGAAUAUAUUUUUUCUUGUUUUCCUCCUCCAAAGAUUAGGUGUGUCUUGUGGUCUGGUGCAUCCUAUAGAGCAAAAAUUACAGUAAUUUAAAUCACCUGACUUAAUUAUAUAAAAUAUAAUAGCAAAAUGUAAAUAUAGUACUCCUGAUUUAUUCCAAUGAAUUAAUGGGAACUAGUUCUAGCCAGUAUGGAUUCUGUAGAGUAAAAGUGUGAUUUGUCUUUCAUUUGAUAAACAAAAAGAUGCUGUCUAAUGUAACAUAGUGUAAUAUUGUAUAUAGUAAAUAUGUCUUAUAGGCAAAGUGCUUGCAUGUUUAUUCAGUCACUCUUGUUUAUUCAGACUCAAGAAAGUGUGCACAGGGAAAGCAGCUGUGUAACCAGCUCUAUAACUAGGGAGCCAUGCCAAUUGAACAAAAUAGAAUUUAUUUUCCAAGUAAAUAUGCACAGGAGGAGAGCUCUGAGUUCUGCCUGGAAAAGGAAUUAUUAGGAGGGCCUAAGGAUUUGUGGCUUUUAUGUGAGUGUCUCUGGUGGAACAAAGUGCUUAUAAAUCAUCCCAGAAGUGAAGAAGAAAGAUUUAUCAAAGCGUUAUCUUAUCUUGGAUGCUUAUUUUCAUUUUGACAUCUAAUACGUUAAAGAAAAAUGUGCAUUGCCCAUUUUAUCUUUUUCCACGUGUGAUAAGAUGUGUGGUCAAACAACAAUCUUUGACAUACAUGCCUGUUUAUCAUACUUAACAUCUCUUUCCACACCCAUCUAUUUUAGAAGUGUCAUCGUACAUCUGAAGGCACAAGACCUUUCCAAAUAAUCACUGAGUGCAUGGGAGAGAAUUAGGCUUGCAGCUGUUAUCCCUGCCAACCAUCUCCACGUGUUCAUUUGAAGCCAAAAUCUACACAACUCAUACUCACGUUGGCUCUGUUCACAUGACUAUUUUGCAGAAGGGAUGGGGGACAUGUGGCCUUCCAUAUGUUGUUGGAAUUCCAGCUCCCAUAAGCCCCAGCCAACAUGGCCAAUGGUUAUAGAUUUUGGGAGUAAUGGUCCAACAGCACCCCAAGAGCCACAGUUGGUCCAUUCCUGUUUUGCACGGUUCUGGAUCACAGGAAAACAGCCUAAGUAUGCAUGUGUUACUUGUAAAUGUGUAGGCUCUAUUCAAGCAAUUUUCAUGAAUGCAUGGAGGUCAGGAAUGGGUGGCAAUGGGUGUGAUCCAAUUCUCCCUCUGUUUCGUGUGUUUGAUGACUCUCUGAAAAGGGCAGUGGUAUUAAGAGUGGAUGCCUUCAUGGAAUUUCUUUCCUGUGGUGAUUUUUUAAAAGAGGAAUCUGGAUGAACAUCCACUUGGGCAUUUAUUUUUCGCAGUUGUUUGUGCCCAAUGAACCAUACUAUUCCUUUCAACUGCUUGGAUACAGUUUUUGAGCAUCUUGGAAGCUGAACUUUUCAGAACCCGAAGGCCGAAAACCCAGAAGUAAUUGCUUCCAUUUUGGAACGUGCCUCAGAAGUCGAGUGGCUUACGCUGUGUGUUUUUCCAUUUUCUCAAUGGAAAUUUCCAACAACCCUUUGUGCCUCGGUUGUAACAAAUGUUUCGGAAGUCGAACAGUCUUCCAGAAUGGAUUACGUUCGACAAGCGAGGUUCCACUGUAUUUUUAUAUACCUAUGGGCUGCCUUGGCACAAAACAGUUGUCACUGAGUCACAAUUUGGACAAAAACAGCAACAACGAGUCUUUGAUUUGCCACCUUAUCAAAGCAAAUGGACUCUUGUUGUCUGGGAUAGUUUCUGUAGCAGUCAAACAUAACACAUCCAAUUUGUGACCCAGAGCUUAAAGGUUCUUUCAACAAUUGAUGUCUGGUUUUAUUUUAUUUUUCCCCUAUGGAUUUAUAUGGCUUUUAUUGUAUGGUUUUAUGUACGAUUGUAAACCACUUUGAUGGUUUUCUAUGAAAAGGCAGAUUGCAGCUAUGGGUUGUAUCCAUUGUUAAUCAUACUCAGAGUGGACCCAUUGAAAUUAAUGGAGAUGACUAAUUUAAGCCCACUAAUUUUAAUGGGUCUCCUCUGUGUAGGUCUUCCUUUUAUGCAAUUCUAUGACUGCAUAAGGCCCAGGACUUAUUUUGUCAGUUUCUUAUGUCUUAUCGGAAGCACAUGAAGACAAAAUUCUGCUAUCAAAAUAUAGCUAACCAAACAUUUUCUUCUGCAGAAAUGUAGAGCUACCUGGUUCUUUUGGAGCUGUCCUUGUUUACUGUGAAUUAAGAGUAACUUUUAGGGUAGUCUAAAUUUCACUGAGACCUGCCUAAUUGCCAGCUGCUUGCAGGAUUGAGGUAGCCAGAAAAAAACCACAGAUAUACCCAGCCUAUUUUCAGAUGCACUCUAAAGAACCAUGAAUCAGUGACUGGGUCCUUCCAGUAAACACACAUCCUUAUACAUUGAAAAAAAAUGUUUCAGACGUAUUUCCUCUGUAAAGAGACUACUCUCUCCCUAAGGCAGGAGAAGCUAGGUCCAUUCUAGAAUUAUCACAGAAGUUACACAAUAUAGCCUCAUGGUAGUUUCUUGGAAGAAAUGUGUCAUUGGCAAAAAAGUACACUCCCUAGUUUCACAACUUCUUCCACAGUUAAUUUUAUGGCACCCCUGACACUUCUACAUGUACACAUGCAUUCAUGCACACACACAAAUGCACACCAUAAAUGAUGUUCAAAAACUGUGUUACUUAGUUGAAAGGACCAAACCAACCUCUCUUCCCAGAAGGAUCAACUUUCCUGUUCUUGCAGUCAGGCUUCCCUUGAGCUCUCUCUUAAUAUUUAUAUUGAGCUAGUAAAAGUCUAUGUAUAUUUAAUCCUUUUUUUCUCACAAACAUUUCAAGCUUUAUUUUGAAUGUGGUCAUAUUUUGGCCUAGGCUCUUAGUUAGAUCAUCUGAUGGUCCCAUCUGUUCCAGCAGAAACAAAUCCAACUUGUUCAACCCUUAUUUGUGCUAACGCUUAGAAACUUGUAGAAUGGUACCUGGUUGUAAAUGUCAAAUGACUACAGAAAAAAGAAAGUAUGAUAUUUCUGCAGAAAACCCAGCAGCCCUGAUGAAGUCAUUUUGAAACCUCAGAAACCUAACUUCUUUGUUCUCGCUGCUUCAAUGUCUUGCUCGUUCCCUCCGCCCCUGUUAAUAGAUAUUAUCCACUUUCUAGCAUGGAAUGUUAGGUUUUUUCGAUUCCUUUUCAGGAAUAGAUUCAUCUAUUCAUAGUUGGCAAUCCCAGUCAUAUUUAUAUUGGUAUCAUUUGAGAAGAUUUCUCCAAGUAUGAUAAAUCCACACACACCCUCAAUCUUUGUUGCUGUUAUGAUAGGUAUAGUUUAAGUCUGCCUGUUAGGUUUGCCUAUUUCAUUGUCAUUAGCUGCCUUCAGCUAUUUUAUGGGAAAGUGGGGCAUAAAUGUGAUUAAUAAAUUAAUGGUGGCUGACAUGGUUCAUCCCAUUUACACAGUUAGCAUAUCUUUACUUUUGAGAUGCUAAAGAAAAACAGCUGCAGCUGCUUGAUCUCCAUGAGAGAUCUGAGGGGCAUCUUGCUGGCACUCCAGCCUUCACCAUCCUUGGUUCCCCAGAUGUUGUUAGGCAAAACAUCCCUGAACGUUGUCCAUGCUGACUGCACAUGAUGGGGAUUUUAAUACAGCAACAUCUGAAGACCCCAGGCUGGAGAAGGCUGAACUAGAUGGAAAUUUGAUCUAGAUUGGUAAGUCACUUCUUAAAUUCCUGUUAGAUAGUUGAGUUGCAUCAUUUUUCUUCAUCAUGAAGGUUCAUGCUCUAGAUCUGACACCGAUUGUUUAACUCAAUCAACUUCUGACAGAUCUAAAUCAGCUCCCUGGUCAAGUUCAAACCAGCAGUUGCUUUCUAACUAAGGCAGUAAUUUAGGCAGCAACGAUGAGGCUGUUGUGAUAUGGGCAACACUGAGGGAACUAUUCCCUCUAAUCUAUUAACUGUCAAAAGGCAUGAGAGACCUUCUUCCCUAUCUUGUAAGUGAAAACUUCAAGAUGUGGUAAGGGCAACGGUAAAUAGCAGCACAUAUCUUAUAUCUACUAUCUGCAAAUCUGAGGUUAAACAGUAUGGAUUUGAAAGAGAAAGCAAUCCAUGAAUGUAAAUGCAGUAUUAGGCCCAGAAAUUCUUUUGAAUUGUUAAGAAACCUACCAUGAAACACAAUAUCUUCCAAAGCAUACAAAGUCUUAGCAAUUAAAAAAAAAUCCUAAUAAGAAUACCAACUUCUAGAUUUAUUUAUUUUUAAACCUCAUAAGUAUACAGAUUUAAGAAUAAACAAAGCAUGUAGUUGCGUGUCGAGGUCCCCAAGCCACCCCCCAAAUAACUCACAACGCACACUUAAUUUUUGUUUAAGGUUUUUGGCAUAAUUUGGCCACAAAUUUAUUUAAAUACAAAACCGUGAGUGGUUGUUUAGGCAUUGGUUAAGACUAUCUGUCCCCCCGCCUGGGGACAGAACUGACUUCCGGGCACCACCGAAAGACAGUGCGGGGAAAACCAAGUCGGAGAGAAAUGGAGCUGAGUCACAGACCCUCAAUUCUCAUCCGCAUGCUCCCCGAAGGCUUGCCGGCCCUAGUCCCAUUCCAGGGAUUGGACGAAAAGAUGGCAAGCCCCAGGAUUCCUUUAACGGAAUUCCCUUUCCGCAGCAACCAUGGAGGGGCAGGCCCAGCCUAUCCUAACCCCUCCUCCACCAAUUUAUAACCAAUGCCUAACCGCAACCUUACAAGUUGUGACGAUUUGCUACGCAGUAGGCAAAAACCAAAUGGCCCAGCCAAUCAGCCAGAUGGACAAAAUUCCUACCAGGCCCCUGCCCCAAUGGCAGAUGACCCCAUGACAGGCAUAGCAAGGGCAGUGCAACAACCCCUUACUCAAGGGCGGGUGGGCGGGUGAUCCGUUGCACGCAGCAAAGAGAAAGCUCCAGGCUGCGUGCAGAGUAUUUAAACAUUUUACCCCUCCCACCAAAAUUGCAACAUAACUUUUACCCCAGCAACCCAGUGAACCAAUCACUGCCCCAGGCCAUCUUUAGAGACCCUGCCUGGUAACAGAGGGGUGGCUCAGCAGACCCCACCGCAACAUGUGCUCUCCAUGAAGGAGAACACGCUUUGUUGACUCAGAACUGGAAAUCUGGAUUGCCACUUAACUUGUUGGAAUUUAUGGGUUCCUUUUUACACAAAUUUGCAUGUCUACAUAUAUGUGUCUGGGCACACGAGUACACAGACUGCCUUGCCAUUUUUAUGAUCACAGUGGAGAGCAAGCAGCUUACUAAUUAUGACUGCUAAGUCAACAAAAGAGAAAUAUGGAGAGAUGUCUCAUAAUAAUGUAAGAUCUGUGGGUACAAUUUUUACAAGAUUUCUUCUCACAUUCCACCAUGUUGCUCUGUUCAAGACUAUUAAAAUUAUGCUGGAGAUAAUGGAUUUAGGAACAGUGUUCAAUGUGUCCACAUGCAAAAAGGACACACAAUUUCAAGUUACUUAAAGCAAAAGUUUUAUAAAAGAGCAACUGGGCUCAGACUUUGGAGUAAAGUUCAUGAAUACCUACUUUCUCCCUGUAGAAUCGCCUUGCUAAAGAAACUGUUAAAGAGCUGGCUACGUUGCAUGGCACAGAAUACACAUAUGGGCCAGGAGCUUCCACUAUCUGUAAGUACUGAUCUAACGAUAAUAUUACUUAGUUAUAAUAUAAUAAUACAUUAAAGUCCAUAAAUUGCUCUUAUUGCGGAUGUGUUUCUUCCCACCUUCCCAAGAGAGUGCUUUAGCACUAAGCAGAGAGUUUUCAAUAAACAAACGAGGAUGAUGUCAUGAUGUCAUGUCGAGUUCCCUAAAGCAAUAUUGCUCUUUUUUUCCAGGGCAUGUUGUGCUCAUCCAUCAAUUUCUCCCCAGCUGCACUGCUGAGGCACCAUUUUGUUUUCAGGUUUCAAAUGCGCUAAAUGAGUGUAUAAAGUUGGGCCGUGGGGGAGAGACACCUCAGGCCUGAGAGGCAAAGGCCUUUCUCUUUCUCCCUGGCCCUGGGGACUGUCUCCUGGGGCCAUGUUCCUCACCACCAUAAUUCACCUUGACCGCUUUUGCUUGCCCAGAAUGUGUCCUUUAACUGUGAUAACUGCCUCUUGUUUGUGUGGUUGGAGGAACAUGCACUUUGACGUGCUUUCGAACUGCUAGGUUGGCAGGAGCAGGGACCGAGCAAUGGGACCUCACCCCAUCGCAGGGAUUUGAACCGCCGACCUUCUGAUCGGCAAGUCCUAGGCUCUGUGGUUUAACCCACAGUGCCACCCUCGUCCCACAAGAUCACGUGUAGGUCACAUGAAUCGCCAAGGAGCACAUCCCAGUAGACACGAGUCCCAGUUUCUGAAAUGAAAAUGUUGUGGGUGGCACACUACUGUACAAAAUUAAGUCCUAUCUGUUGCAUCACCCACUUCAAAUAAAAUAAGAGUCCUGCUGGAUGAGGCCACAGACCCAUCUAUCCCAACAGACUGUUCUCACAGUGGCCAACCAGAUGGUUAUACUUUUGCAACCAACUCCAACCCCCUUUUUGACUCUGCCCAAGGGAUGUAAGGAGGCAGCAAUUUCCAUCCCAUCCGGGGUUCAUCUUGGGUUACAUAUGGCUGGAACUCAUGAGUGUAAUUAAACAAUUCUAGUGCAUUUCAGUAGAAGGCAAUCUUGAAAAACAAUGCAAAAAACAAUGCAUUUAUUUAUGUAAUGUUUUUGGACCAAAAAACCCGAUAGUGAAUAUUGCUUGUACACUAGUGGCCAAAAUUGUGGAAACCUUUUGGUGAAAGUGUAUUUCUGAGGUCUAAUGGCUCAUAAUACCACUUUUUUGGAGUAAUGCCAUGAAACUAUAUAUCAGUGGAAAGAUAAUUUAAUGAAGAAUGUAAUGCAACAAAGUUUGUUCAAUUAUCUGUAUUCUAUCAAAGGUUAUAGCCAAAUAACCAGAAAAAAGAAAUACAACUUGCUUAGGUUGAUAUGCAGUAGUUUUCCUUCAUUUGAAUGUAGCCAAUGAGCAUGAGUAUUUAGAGAGCCAAUGAGGUGUUAUGAGCCAUCAAACCUCGGAAAUACGCUUUUUCCAAGAGGUUUCCACAAUUUUGGCCACUAAUGUAUUCACUUAUGUGAUUUACAUUCCUGACCUCAGGUGAAUGUGUGAACUGCAAGGAUUGAUUCCAACAGAAUCCUCUGGCAUUCCUACUAUAACCCUACUCAGAACCAUUCCCCACCCAUGGCUUAGCAUAUCAUCAGAACCUGGGCCCAUGGUUAGGGUCCUCAUGAUGAAUCAUGAGCUGCAAAUCAAGAAGAAACCUAUCUUGCAGCUCACGGUUUGUCUAGAAUAUAAUCCAUGAGCCCAGGUCUAGACAACACACUAAGCCAAACCAUGAUUUAGCUCGGAGCAGUGUCGCAGUACCAGAACUGGGGGAAGAGCAAAGUGAGUGCAAUCUACUCUCCAGGAGUCCACAGGCCCGCACAUUUGUGCUAAACCAUGGGUGCAUAGCAGGGCAUAGUGUUAUAAACUCAUGAAGUUCAGCUGCAUUUGCCAGUGCUUUAGCUCACCAAACAUUUUUUCUUUCUUCAUCCUUGCAGACCCUGCUGCUGGUGGUUCUGAUGACUGGGCUUAUGAUGAGGGCAUCAAGUAUUCCUUCACUUUUGAACUUCGGGACACAGGCCGAUAUGGCUUUGCUCUUCCUGAAUCUCAGAUAAAGCCAACUUGUGAAGAAACUCUGAUUGCUGUUAAACAUAUUGCCAUGUAUGUCCUUGAGCAUCUGUACUAAAAUAGCAUUCCAGAACCAUUAAAGAAAGCUUGAUGCAUCA
Podarcis lilfordi (Lilford's wall lizard) is the source of this 40761-nucleotide messenger RNA. NCBI's taxonomy places the organism in Eukaryota, Metazoa, Chordata, Lepidosauria, Squamata, Lacertidae. The record is from the annotation of a GenBank genome assembly.